Messenger RNA from Boleophthalmus pectinirostris (great blue-spotted mudskipper), 2060 nucleotides. Its product is annotated as probable histone deacetylase 1-B. Gene Ontology annotation, molecular function: histone deacetylase activity. The transcript has 14 exons. The record is from RefSeq and is a predicted model, not a curated record. NCBI's taxonomy places the organism in Eukaryota, Metazoa, Chordata, Actinopteri, Gobiiformes, Gobiidae. Bases 257 to 1639 code for a protein of 460 amino acids.
GUUUUAUUCACCGUUGUGGGGUUAAGACCAAAAUAUCGCGACUUGGGGAGCUAAGACUAUUCUGCUGAUGUAGUAAUGAGUAAUUAGAGAUACUUUGGCUAAUCGCCCUGAUUAACGUCCCUCGCUGACGUCUUUUGUGAUUUUUUUUGGAAAAAUUUGUUGAACUUCCUGUUUCUGAGGCAUUAACAAUCAUGUAACAAAGACUUUAAUUUGAGCAAGAGACGUAGGAAAUUACUACUAUGGACAGGGACAUCCCAUGAAACCUCACCGAAUCCGUAUGACCCACAACCUGUUACUCAACUAUGGCCUGUACAGGAAGAUGGAAAUCUAUCGUCCGCACAAAGCCAGUGGAGAAGAGAUGACAAAGUAUCACAGCGAUGACUACAUAAAAUUUCUGCGUUCUAUUCGUCCAGACAACAUGUCAGAGUACAGCAAGCAAAUGCAGAGAUUUAAUGUGGGUGAAGAUUGUCCAGUCUUUGAUGGAUUGUUUGAGUUCUGUCAGCUCUCAGGAGGAGGCUCCGUUGCUGGUGCUGUAAAACUGAAUAAGCAGCAAACAGACAUCGCCAUCAACUGGGCUGGAGGUCUACAUCAUGCAAAGAAGUCUGAAGCCUCUGGGUUCUGCUACGUCAAUGACAUUGUCCUUGCCAUCUUAGAGUUACUGAAAUAUCAUCAGAGAGUUCUGUACAUUGAUAUUGAUAUUCACCAUGGUGAUGGCGUGGAGGAAGCCUUCUACACAACAGACCGUGUCAUGACUGUGUCCUUUCACAAAUAUGGAGAGUAUUUUCCUGGCACAGGUGACCUCAGGGACAUUGGUGCUGGUAAGGGAAAAUAUUAUGCUGUGAAUUACCCACUGAGGGAUGGCAUUGAUGAUGAGUCCUAUGAAGCCAUUUUCAAACCAAUCAUGGCCAAGGUGAUGGAGAUGUACCAGCCCAGUGCAGUGGUCCUGCAAUGUGGAGCAGACUCUUUGUCAGGAGACAGACUUGGCUGCUUCAACCUUACAAUUAAAGGUCAUGCCAAGUGUGUGGAGUACAUGAAAAGCUUUAACCUCCCAUUGCUAAUGCUGGGUGGAGGAGGUUACACUAUUCGAAAUGUGGCACGCUGUUGGACGUAUGAGACCGCAGUGGCACUUGAUGCUUCUAUCCCUAAUGAGCUCCCGUACAAUGAUUACUUUGAAUACUUUGGGCCUGACUUCAAGCUGCACAUUAGCCCCUCCAACAUGACAAACCAAAAUACAAAUGAUUACUUGGAGAAGAUAAAGCAGCGUUUAUUCGAGAACUUACGCAUGCUCCCACACGCCCCUGGAGUACAGAUGCAGGCCAUUCCAGAAGAUGCUGUACAGGAAGACAGUGGAGAUGAGGAAGAAGAGGAUCCCAACAAACGCAUAUCAAUCCGUGCCCAUGAUAAGAGGAUAGCAUGUGAAGAGGAAUUCUCUGACUCUGAAGAUGAGGGUGAAGGAGGACGCAGAAAUGUUGCAAGCUACAAGAAACCCAAGCGACCAAAAACUGAAGGCGAGAAAGAGGGGGAAGAAAAGGAGAAAAAAGGGCAGGAAGAAACAGAAGAAGUCAAAGAAGAAGAGAAGGAGCCAGAGGACGAGAAAAUGGACACUUCAAAGCCCAAAGAGGAGUCAAAAACACCUUGAAGUCUGGAAUAAUGUCCAGUUGCAAUAUUGCAAUGUCUUUGGACUUUUUAAAAAUGUUUUUUUGUCUCCUUUUAUUUUCUGUGCAAUUGCACUGGAGAAUAUAUUGGACUGAAUCUUUAUGUUUACUUGACAGGGAUUCAAUCCCAGUACAAUUUUUGUAGGACUUCUUUAGAACAUUUUGGAUGCUGAUAAAAUUGUGUUUUUGUAUACUUUCUGUACUUUUUAUAUCCUUUUUCUUGUGGAACGACUCUGUAAAAAUGGUUAGUGUUUAUGUACUUUUGUGUAUCUUAAGGAUUUAAGUUAUUUAAAUCAUAGAUGUUUUUUUUUCUCCUUUUGUCACGUGCCUUGUCAAUAUAUAGUAAAGUUGGAAGCAUGCUUGUACAUGAGACCUAAUAAAUCCAUUUCACAUGUCUGGACACAA